AUGAAUAUAGUAAAGACGGCGCUUGAACUCGUCUCGUCUGAGAAUCGUGGUUCUAAAUCUAUCAGCGGGGGUAGGCAGGUCUUAUCCGACAGUUCAUCAAAUGUACGUGACGAUAAUAACUCGACGAGUACACGGAAUGAGCAAAGUGGCACUGGGAUGGAAUUGCUUGCGCAUACAGCAGCUACUCGAUCUGCCAAAUAUCCAUCGGCACAGCAACCGUGGCUCACUAAUCAGCAAUCGCAACAUCAUCCGCUGAUUGAUCCUUCAACGUCUACGGUUAGUGAGUCAACACCAUCCUCGUCCUACACUCAUUAUCCUUCUCCUCAACAUCAACAGUUUCGAAGAGAUGCACCUAAUCUAUUAUUGAAUACUUCUCCGACAUCAACGAUUCAACAUCAGUCGCAAUCUUCAAUAUCUCAAACUGAUUCUCAGACACUUUCAUCGCCAAGUGAAUCUACGUUGAUGAAUCGAUCAAAUCUCCGGCAACUCCUCCCAAAAGUCCCACUACUGACAACAAAAACACGUUCAAAACCGGACGUAUUACAUUAUUACGAGAUAACUGCACUUGUCGAAUACAAACCCCAAGGAUACGACGAGUGGGGGGAAAUUGGCGAUGUGGAUACUAUUCCGAUAUUGGAUACGUGUUCUUUACUAAGAAAGGAGAGAAUAUUGGUACGGAAUGCGAAAUUUGUGGUUCCCUGGGGAUGGAGAUCGACAGUUUAG
Paraglomus brasilianum is the source of this 723-nucleotide messenger RNA. NCBI's taxonomy places the organism in Eukaryota, Fungi, Glomeromycota, Glomeromycetes, Paraglomerales, Paraglomeraceae. The record is from the annotation of a GenBank genome assembly.